CCACAAGAAAAUGUUUGUAAGGUGGAGGAGGACGGGGUUUUCAGUGACCAGCACCUGGAUAACCUGGAGAGGAGCUGCAGCCCGGACCAGGAGGAACCAGGGCAUCCACAGACUCCAGAACUGGAGGAAGACUCCAGCGGUCAGGAGAUGAAGCACGAGGACGUAGAGGUGGAUGUCUCAUUGGUCAAUGUCGCUGAUGUGAAAGUUGAAAAUGGGGAACCAGGACCAAACUGUGUCCAGCUGCUGUUGCACACUUCUCCUGAAGCUCAAAACAAAGAUGAGGAAGGGACUGAAAGUUUACGCUCAGACUCCAGUAAAACUGCAGAUCCGGAGCCAAUGAGACGACACGGUGACCACGAAGAUGCUGCUGUCCCGUCAGACAGCAACUGUAAAUCAAAGCUGACCAGGACCCACACGGGGAAGAAGGUAUUUUCUUGCAGAACUUGCAGGAAAGAGUUCAGUAGAAGUAGUAUUUUAAUGGAUCACAUGAAGAUCCACACUGGUGAAAGGCCGUACCUGUGCAACACCUGCAACAAAACCUUUACUAGAUCAUCACAUCUUAAAAGCCACAUAUACACGCACACGGGCGAGAAGCCCUACAUCUGCAAAACAUGUGGAAAAAGUUACAGGCUACGUUCCACCUUGGUGGUUCACUUGAGGAUCCACACCGGCGAAAAGCCGUACCUGUGCAACACCUGCGGCAAAAGCUUUAUUAGAUUAUCAAAUCUUAAAAGCCACAUAACCACGCACACGAACCAGAGGCCCUACAUCUGCAAAACAUGUGGAAAAAGUUACAGGCUAUCUUCCCACCUGGUGGUUCACUCGAGGAUCCACACCGGCGAAAGGCCGUACGUGUGCAACACCUGCAGGAAAACCUUUACUGACUCAUCACAUCUUAACCGCCACAUAACCACACACACGGUACCAGUUGCCGAAAUACUGCCUGUGUGA
Cololabis saira (Pacific saury) is the source of this 951-nucleotide messenger RNA. Its product is annotated as zinc finger protein 436-like. Gene Ontology annotation, molecular function: DNA-binding transcription activator activity, RNA polymerase II-specific; RNA polymerase II cis-regulatory region sequence-specific DNA binding. The transcript has 2 exons. Gene Ontology annotation, biological process: regulation of transcription by RNA polymerase II. Bases 148 to 951 code for a protein of 267 amino acids. Gene Ontology annotation, cellular component: nucleus. NCBI's taxonomy places the organism in Eukaryota, Metazoa, Chordata, Actinopteri, Beloniformes, Belonidae. The record is from RefSeq and is a predicted model, not a curated record.